AUGACAGCCACCAAGCUUUGGACCCACAAGAAGAACAUGGACCCCCACGCGCGAAUUCGUUCCAGAGAUGAGUUGCGUCCGCAAGUGGCUCAUCAAGUAUCCCAUGAACAGAAGGAAGAACUCGAAGCACCGCAGCAGUACUUUGUGGAGCUGAAGAAGCUCAAAAAGGCACCGCCUGCGGAGAAGAUCAUCACAAAGACCUUUGGGGGAGUUGAGAUGAAAGGCAUCUUGGUCUCUACGGGGCCUGAGGGUUGGUGGAAAGUCAAGAAUUCGGAGACAAAGGCAGUGACAUCUACCAAAACCGAGACAAGUGAAGACUUUGACCUUCGCGAGAACCAACAUGUACUGCACCAUGUGGAGUUGGCCAAGUCUGAGCUGGGGAGCUACUCAGACAUUGUCAACACAGACAGUUGCUUUUCUUUGGCAGCCAUGCUUGAUGAGCUUGAUGAUGAGCAAG
This is a messenger RNA of Durusdinium trenchii, 457 nucleotides long. Lineage: Eukaryota; Dinophyceae; Suessiales; Symbiodiniaceae. The record is from the annotation of a GenBank genome assembly.